GUUGAGAAAUAUUUGGAAGAGACCAUGGAUCGUGUUGUUUCUGCUUUGGAUAUACCUGUUCCACUUGCCAAACUUCUCCUGCAACUGUAUAAAUGGGAUUAUAUCACAGUACUUGAUUUAUAUUGUGCUGAUUCCGAGAAGCUUCUGGUCGACUGCAACAUACAUGCCGGUUCAUCGAAACAGCCAUUGGACGACAGGAUUAGCUGCAUGGAAAACGGGUGCAAUGUGAUUUGCAUGGAAGAUUUUGUAUUGAACAUUUUAAAAGAGAAUUCUGAUCUGAAGGAGAAGUAUGAGCAGUUGCGUUUCAAGGAUUGUGUUGAAUCGCAUCCGAAAUUACGAUUCUGCUCAGGGCCUGAUUGUCAUAUGAUUAUAAUGGCUGAGUAUUCGGCGGCAAAAAAAGUCACCUGCACAAAGUGUGAGACGUCGUUCUGCUUUCGCUGUGGCAGUGACUAUCACGCACCUACUUCCUGUGAAACCAUUCGGAAAUGGUUGAUCAAAUGCGCUGACGAUAGCGAAACGGCAAAUUAUAUCAGGUGA
Molecule: messenger RNA, 537 nt
Organism: Gongylonema pulchrum
Lineage: Eukaryota; Metazoa; Nematoda; Chromadorea; Rhabditida; Gongylonematidae
Source: the annotation of a GenBank genome assembly